AUGGAGGAGACGCUAUAUAACCAGCCAGUAGUGGUUGAUAAUGGUUCAGGAAAUUUGAAAGCGGGUUUUGCUGGAGAGGAAAACCCAAAGACAUUUGCUUCGGCGAUUGUUGGGCGACCGAAGUAUCAAAAGUUAAUGGCGGGGUCAACAUCUGGAACAGCGAAUAAUUUGGAUUCCGACUUAUUUCUUGGAGACGUUGCGCAGAAUAACAGAGGGCUAUUAAGGCUCAACUACCCUAUUGAGCAUGGCAUUGUUACCAAAUGGUCUGAUAUGGAGAAACUUUGGGAACAUAUGUUUACACAAGACUUGAAGAUUCAACCAGAAGAGCACCCCUUACUCAUAACGGAAGCACCGCUCAAUCCGCGGAGCAAUCGAGACAAAAUGUGCCAGAUAAUGUUUGAGCAGUUUAAUGUUCCGUGCAUGUACAUUUCUAUACAAGCAGUUUUGGCUUUGUAUGCCUCAGGUCGUACUACUGGUUGUGUGGUUGAUAGUGGCGAUGGAGUCACACACGUUGUGCCUGUUUACGAUGGAUUUGCUUUACCGUCUUCCAUAAAGCGAAUGGACGUUGCCGGCAGAGAUAUAACAUCACAUUUAUCGUUUAAUAUACGGCGGAUGUCGGGUGUGGCUUUGCAGAGUAGUUCUGAAAUUGAAGUUGUACGGUUAAUCAAAGAAAAAUGCUGUUUCAUUUCAAAAGAUCCUGUUCUCGACGAGAAGUUAUAUAGAGCUCAUUAUAUGCGGAGAAGUUUUGCUUCCAAUAGUGAUCUAUUUUCCACUUAUAAGCUUCCUGAUGGUCAUGAGGUACAUCUCGGAGUUGAAAGAUUUCGCGCACCUGAAAUUCUAUUCAACCCUCAACUCAUUGGUGAUGAGAAUCCAGGAGUACAUGAGCUCACGGCAACUGCUAUAGCAAAAACCGAUUUGGAUCUUAGACCAGUCCUCUAUCAGAACAUCUUACUAUCCGGAGGCAACACAUUGUUGAAGAAUUUUGGUGAUCGACUAUUGAAGGAGCUCAAAGAGCAGCAAGAUCAAAACAAAGAUGCGUCGACUUCUAUUUGGAAUAAAUCGAUAACAGACGAUACAUACUCGACCAAAAUGAAGGUGAAAAUAUUUGCUCCACCAGAAAGAAAAUACUCUACAUGGAUUGGAGGAUCAAUUCUAGCGGGACUUUCUACAUUUAAGAAGAUGUGGGUCACGUCAGAAGAAUACAAGGACAACCCUGAAAUAAUUCACAGGAAAUGUUUAUAG
Lodderomyces oxycetoniae is the source of this 1242-nucleotide messenger RNA. RefSeq names its product actin-related protein 1 (gene ARP1). Bases 1 to 1242 code for a protein of 413 amino acids. Lineage: Eukaryota; Fungi; Ascomycota; Pichiomycetes; Serinales; Debaryomycetaceae. The transcript has a single exon. The record is from RefSeq and is a predicted model, not a curated record.